AUGGCGGAUGUCUACGAGAGCGUGCUCGCGCUGUCGAAGUCGGGCACAGUCCCGCCGGACUUCGUGCGUUCGGCGCAAGACCAGCCUGGCCCCAACGCGUUCCGCGGGGACUCUGCGCCGCCGGAGGCCCCGCUGCCGGUGAUUGACAUGUCAAGGCCGGAGUGCGGCGCGCUCAUGGCGGACGCGGCCACGGAGUGGGGGCUCUUCCAGGUGGUCAACCAUGGCGUGCCCGCCGCGGUGGUGUCGGAGCUGCAGCGGGUGGGGCGUAGCUUCUUCGCGUUGCCGCGGGAGGAGAAGGAGCAGCACUGCACGGGGUCCGGGUCCUCCGUGUACCUCGCUACCGGAAGCAUCGAAGGCUACGGCGUCGGCAUCACGGGUCCGAGAGGGUCAUCUAGGGAUUUGGAGGGCAAGAAGAACUGGGAGGACUACUUGUUCCACUACGUGGCGCCGCCCACCGUCGUCAACCACGACAUCUGGCCCAAGAACCCCGCCGGCUACAGGGAGGCCAACGAGGAGUACUGCAGGCACAUACAGCGGCUGACGCGCGAGCUGUUCGGGCACCUCUCGCUGGGCCUCGGCUUGGAGAAGAACGCCAUGAGUGAGGCCUUCGGUGGAGACCAACUGGUGCUGCUGCAGAAGAUUAGCUACUACCCGCCAUGCCCGCAGCCGGAGGUCACCCUCGGCAUUGCGCCGCACACCGACAUGUGCGCGGUCACCGUCCUGCUGCCCAACGACGUCGAGGGGCUCCAGAUCUUCAAGGACGGCCGCUGGCACGACGUCAAGCACGUGCCCGAGGCACUCAUAAUCUUCAUGGGCGAUCAGAUCGAGAUUUUGAGCAACGGGAGGUACAAGGCCGCGAAGCACCGUGUGACGGUGAACAAGGAGAAGACCCGGAUGUCGUGGCCGACGUUCGUGGAGCCGCCGGGGGAGCUCGUCGUCGGGCCGCACCAGCAGCUCGCCGCCGCCGACAGCCCAGCCAAGUACAAGCCUAAGAAGUACAAGGACUACCAGUUCUGCAAGAGCAACAUGCUUCCGCAGUAG
Messenger RNA from Miscanthus lutarioriparius, 1041 nucleotides. The record is from the annotation of a GenBank genome assembly. Lineage: Eukaryota; Viridiplantae; Streptophyta; Magnoliopsida; Poales; Poaceae.